AUGUUUUUUUUUCAGAACCGAAUGAUUGAAUCUCUUCGUUUGUUUCGUUCAGUCUGUAAUUCAAGAUGGUUCUACAAUACAGCAAUGAUUCUUUUCCUUAACAAAAAAGAUAUAUUUGAAGAAAAAAUUAAAACAACUUCGAUUCAAUGCCUAUUCAAAAAUUAUAUGGGUUCAAAUACAUAUGAAGACCAAGUCAAAUACAUCGAAGAAAAAUUUGAAUCUCUCAAUUCCAAUCCAAACAAAACUGUUUAUAUUCACGAAACUUGUGCUACAGAUACUAAUCAGAUUCAAUUGAUACUUGACAACGUGAUUGAUGCGCUUUUACAAAAAAUUCUACACGGUUACGGGCUUUGUUGA
This is a messenger RNA of Meloidogyne enterolobii, 357 nucleotides long. The record is from the annotation of a GenBank genome assembly. Lineage: Eukaryota; Metazoa; Nematoda; Chromadorea; Rhabditida; Meloidogynidae.